AUGAUCCAGAAGAAGCUGGUAGAGAUCCUGCCUAAGGAUGGAAUAAAUCCUCAUGCUGCUCUUGCUGUUGCCUGUGGCUCUGCUGCAGCAGUUGUGGUAUGGAAAUGGGUGGCACGCAAAAGGAUCCUGGCGAAGAUGGAGGAGGCCAGACGAUGGCGAGAUGACAGCUUGGAGCAAAUGGAAAAAGUGGUUUGGAAGUUUAAACAGAAGAACUCUGGAGUCCAGUCAGAAUUUAUUCUCUCCCUCUCGCUUAUGGAACUGGCAGAGAAACUUAGAGACGAGUCUCUUUCUCCAGAGAGUGUCCUGUAUACCUAUGUAAAGAAGGCUCUUGAAGUGACCCGGGAGGUGAACUGUGUGACAGAUUUUAUUCAUGGAUGUGAAGAACAGCUUCAGGAAGUAAAGAAGCAAAAGGAGAAGGGUUUGCUGUAUGGGAUUCCCGUCAGUAUUAAGGACCACAUUGGAUGCAAGGGCCACAUCUCCACAGCUGGCUUGGUGCAGUUUCUUGGCAACGUGGAGGACAACGACAGCGUGAUAGUGAAAGUUUUGAAGAAACAGGGGGCAAUACCAUUUGUGAAAACCAACACUUCCCAGAGCAUGAUCAAUAUUGACUGCAGCAACUUAAUCUUUGGUCAGACAGCCAACCCCCUGAACCAUAAGAAAAGCCCUGGUGGUUCCUCCGGAGGGGAAGGGGCACUUCUUGCAGGAGGAGGAUCCAUCUUGGGCUUUGGAACAGAUGUUGCUGGAAGCAUUCGUGUGCCAUCGAGCUUCUGUGGGCUUUGCGGACUCAAACCAACAGGCAGCCGGCUGAGCACUCUUGGUCUUGUUGGCCCUAUUGGUGGCAUGAAAUCGGUUAUAGCAACAAUUGGUCCAAUGGCAAGAGAUGUGGACAGCCUGGCUCUGUGCAUGAAGGCUCUCCUAUGUGAUGAGUUAUUCCAUCUUGAUCCUUCAGUACCACCUAUGCCAUUCAAAGAUGAGAUUUACAGCAGUUCAAAACCCUUACGAAUUGGAUACUAUGAAGAUGAUGGCUAUUUCCAGCCAUGUCCCAGCAUGAAGAGGGCUGUUCGAGAAACCAAAAAUCUUCUUCAGAUAACAGGGCAUACACUCAUCCCCUUUGUUCCUCCUCGGCUUAACUAUGUGGUUGAUGAGCUCUUCAGCAGAGGCCUCUUUUCUGAUGGAGCUGCAAAUUUACUGGACAAGUUCAAAGGAGACAUUGUUGAUCCCAAUUUGAAAUCCCAAAUUAAUUGUUAUCGUCUUCCCAGCCUGGUGAAGAGAAUUUUGGCAUUCCUCUUAAAGCCUGUGUACCCUCGGAUUGCCAGAGAUCUCAAUGCGCUAUGUGGAGUUGGGUCAGCAAAAAACCUAUGGAAGCACCAUGUGGCAGUGGCGACUUAUCGUGAAGAAUUCCUUGCCAAAUGGAGGAAGCUGAAACUGGAUGUCAUCCUUUGCCCUACUUUGGGCCCAGCUUUUAAUGAAGGCUAUCCCGGGAAACUCUUUGCUGCUACAUCCUAUACUAAUUUAUACAACGUCCUGAACUUUCCUGCUGGGAUUGUGCCAGUCACCACUGUUACCCAGGAUGAUGAAGAAGAGCUUAAACAUUACAGAGGACAUUAUGGUGACCCUUGGGAUAAACGUCUAAAAGAGGCUGUCAAAGAUGCUGUUGGGCUCCCUGUGGCUGUCCAGUGUGUAGCAUUGUCUUGGCAGGAGGAGCUGUGCCUUCGGUUCAUGAAGGAGGUGGAGACUGUUGUCCAUGAGAGGAGAACCCAAAAAUGAUCAGUCACAACUCACUAU
Rhineura floridana is the source of this 1785-nucleotide messenger RNA. RefSeq names its product vitamin D3 hydroxylase-associated protein-like. Gene Ontology annotation, biological process: fatty acid catabolic process. The coding region runs from base 1 to 1767 and encodes 588 amino acids. The transcript is spliced from 15 exons. NCBI's taxonomy places the organism in Eukaryota, Metazoa, Chordata, Lepidosauria, Squamata, Rhineuridae. The record is from RefSeq and is a predicted model, not a curated record. Gene Ontology annotation, molecular function: fatty acid amide hydrolase activity; amidase activity.